Penicillium diatomitis is the source of this 477-nucleotide messenger RNA. RefSeq lists its product as uncharacterized. Bases 1 to 477 code for a protein of 158 amino acids. The transcript has 2 exons. The record is from RefSeq and is a predicted model, not a curated record. Lineage: Eukaryota; Fungi; Ascomycota; Eurotiomycetes; Eurotiales; Aspergillaceae.
AUGGAUGCCUCCGCUCCGGUCACUGCAGGGGACCGCUCGUGUAAGAGAAGAAGAGAGGAGCACGAAGCGGGCGACUCCCGACUUGCCGGUGACCAGAACAUCCCUACCAGGACAGCAAGUGAUUCGCGUCGCAACAAGGCAACACCCCGGGGCGUGAAAUUGUCCCUUGUGGAAGAAAUGAAACGAAUCCUGGACGAUAACCCCCCUUUCGCGUCCAAGACCAUGGAAACCCUUGACCUGUACCUUUGCUUAGGGGAAUCGUAUGUGAUCGACUCGGCGCGCAAGAUCCGUUUGGAACAGGAGCAGCGACAGCUCCAGGCCGAGAAAGCCUGGCUGAUACAUGCGAACAACCGGUUGUAUCAGGCUUGCGCCGACCGGGAACUGGUGCUGUGGGGCCGACAAGAAGCAUUUGAUACCGUACAGGACGCCGUGGUCAAGGUACUGAGAUCACUGAGAGUCCCUUUGAUGACUAGUUGA